Messenger RNA from Microstroma glucosiphilum, 1068 nucleotides. RefSeq names its product DUF300-domain-containing protein. The transcript has a single exon. Gene Ontology annotation, biological process: transport. NCBI's taxonomy places the organism in Eukaryota, Fungi, Basidiomycota, Exobasidiomycetes, Microstromatales, Microstromataceae. Gene Ontology annotation, molecular function: transporter activity. The record is from RefSeq and is a predicted model, not a curated record. The annotation marks the transcript as partial.
AUGGUCGCCACUUGUCCCAGCGACAACACCGUCGCCGUUGACCAAGAGACCUUCUGGGACGGAAACUGGGAUGCUCACAAGAUCGGCUGGAUCAUUUCCGGAGCUGCAGCUGCCGUCACUCUAGGCAUCUCCCUGAUCACGAUCAUAGGCCAUGGUCGCAACUACCAUCGUCCCAAUCAACAGCGUCAGAUCAUCCGAAUUCUCCUGUUUGCUCCCGUCUUUGCCAUCAUCUCCUUCUUCUCCUACCGCUUCUUCCGAGACUACACCUACUACGAGCUCAUCGAAGUCGUCUGGGAAGCAGUUGCCAUCGCAGCUUUCCUCAUCCUCAUCCUCAACUACAUAGGUGAAGAUGAAGGACAGCAGAGGAACGUCCUUGCAAAGAAGGACAAGAAGAAGCUUCCGCUGCCAUUCUGCUGCUUCAGGUACCGGCCUAGCAAGGCCUACUACCUCGUAGUCAUCAAGUGGGGGGUAGUGCAGUACUGCUUUGUGCGUCCGGCUCUUUCCAUCGCUGGGAUAGUGCUCCAGUACUAUAAUUUGCUCUGUGAGAGCUCGCUCUCAUACAAGUACGGCUACGUCUACAUCCUCGCAGUCGACUUUACCUCCAUCAGCAUAGCUCUCUAUGCUCUGAUCGUCCUCUAUGCUCUGAUCAGGGAAGACCUCAAGGGCCGCAGACCGCUCGCAAAGUUCCUGUCAGUCAAAGCUGCCAUCUUCCUCACCUUCUAUCAGUCCUUCAUCUUCAGCUUCCUCCAAGACAAGGGCGUCAUCAAAGCUACCGAGUACUGGACAGCCACAAAUGUCUCGGAUGGGUUGAGUGCUCUCUGCACGUCCUUGGAGAUGGUCCUAGUCGCAGCAUUCCAGGUAUGGGCCUUCAACUGGAGGGAGUACAAGGAGAUUGGCAGGCAGAUGGCUUCAAGCCAGCACGACGGACUGGAUCCCAAGAAGGUCAAGAUCAAGCAUACCAACCCGCUGUACGCCAUCUUGCACGCCCUGUGGCCGGGUGACCUCUUUGUGGAACUCUGGCACUCGAUGCGCUUCGCCUAUGACAGAAUGCGAGGGAAAGAGUAUACC